This is a messenger RNA of Lates calcarifer (barramundi perch), 741 nucleotides long. RefSeq names its product transmembrane protein 240. The record is from RefSeq and is a predicted model, not a curated record. NCBI's taxonomy places the organism in Eukaryota, Metazoa, Chordata, Actinopteri, Centropomidae. The coding region runs from base 283 to 702 and encodes 139 amino acids. The transcript is spliced from 4 exons.
UCGAAAUAAGUCUGACCGUUACAGCACCCGAGAGUAACCGUGGCAACUCAGUAGCUGUAAGUAGUUAGCAGGGACUGGCUAACCUGUUUUUACCGGUAGAGGUAAAAGUAGCGUGUCAGCUCCAACUGAGUCCUCCUCAGCGGUGUUGGGACAGCCUGAGCACUGAGAACACGGGAGGGACCGAGUGGAUGUGCAGGCACGGACACUUACCGGUUAACUCAGGAGUGCCGUCGUCUCGUCUUGAAGCGCGCUACUUAACGUACUGGGACUAUCUUGGCGGACAUGAACGCACUUCUUGACCGCCUCCACAACUUUAUCUUGCCGUUAAUGCACGGGGAGGACCACGUCUGUGCCUGCACCUGCGGAAGGCAUCAAGCCUAUCAUGUCAUCCCGUAUCAUGGGGCUGAGGGCACGGUGGAUACCAGAGAAAACUACUUCAUCAGUAACACCAUGACCCAGCAGGAGAUAGAUGUAAUAACUGGCCUGCUCUUGGGCGUCUGCAUCAGCUGGUUCUUGCUGUGGUUGGAUAGUGUUUGGUGCUCAUGGCUCAAAUACAAGAGGGCAGACCAGCAGAACGGCGUGGGUUUCUUGUCACGGAUGCUCAAAUUCAGAAACACAAAGGACUCAUCCAGGCAGGUACAUCCAACACGCAGUGGAGUGCAGGGGCAAGAUGGUACACAUGAAGCAAGCUGUGUAUCAUAAUAUUACCGACACAUAAAAGAUAAAUGUGGAUUAAAUUCA